Ilyonectria robusta is the source of this 2481-nucleotide messenger RNA. RefSeq lists its product as uncharacterized. The transcript is spliced from 7 exons. Gene Ontology annotation, molecular function: UDP-glycosyltransferase activity; hexosyltransferase activity. NCBI's taxonomy places the organism in Eukaryota, Fungi, Ascomycota, Sordariomycetes, Hypocreales, Nectriaceae. The coding region runs from base 1 to 2481 and encodes 826 amino acids. Gene Ontology annotation, biological process: carbohydrate metabolic process. The record is from RefSeq and is a predicted model, not a curated record.
AUGGCCGACAACAAAGCUGUUGAUCUCGACUUCGUUGUGCCAGGAGACUUGCUCACCAAGCAGCCUGCAGUUAAAGAUGAUGGACGCCUCGAUGUCGACCUGGAUUCGCGCGUCGUCAAGUCUCUCUCGCUUUUCCUUCCAAACCUCAAGGGCAUCCCAACACAAGAUUACGAAGACGACUCCGAAGCGCCGCCCUACGAAUAUAUAACCCCCCGAAAUCCCGACUCGGAGCCGUUUCGAAUCAAGCUCAACAUCGUCAUUCAGGUGGUCGGCAGUCGUGGCGACGUCCAACCAUUCAUCGCACUCGGCACGGAACUUCAAAAGCAUGGACAUCGAGUGCGGUUGGCGACGCACAAUGUUUUCGACUCUUUUGUCCGCACGGCUGGACUAGAGUUCUUUCCUAUUGGCGGCGACCCGGCCGAGUUGAUGGCAUAUAUGGUGCGCAAUCCUGGAUUAAUCCCUAGUAUGCAGAGUCUACGAGAUGGCGAUAUCCAGAAGAAACGGAAAAUGAUGUCAGAAAUGCUCAAAGGCUUCUGGCGAUCCUGCAUCGAAUCUGAUCCGAUAUCAUCAGCCCCCUUCGUUGCGGAUGCAAUUAUCGCUAACCCUCCGAGUUUUGCUCAUCUGCACUGCGCGCAAGCUCUUGGCAUACCCGUUCACCUGAUGUUUACAAUGCCGUGGACGAGCACCAGGGCGUUUCCCCAUCCGUUGGCGAAUAUUAAGAUUGGCAAAGGCUCUGGGACUGAACCUCUGACUGCCAAUUAUAUAUCCUACGCGGUUGUUGAAUUUCUGACUUGGCAAGGCCUCGGCGAUAUAAUCAACGAGUGGAGGGAGGAUAUUGAUUUAGAGCCGGUGGCCUUCUCAGAAGGGCCACGUCUUGCGGAAACAUUACGGGUCCCCUUCACCUAUUGCUGGUCUCCUGCACUGGUGCCCAAGCCAGCAGAUUGGGGAUCACAUAUUGAUGUUUGCGGAUUCUUCUUUCGCGAGCCACCCAACUAUACACCUCCGACCGAUCUCGACGAAUUCCUUCAACGCGGCCCACCGCCUGUCUACAUUGGGUUCGGCAGUAUUGUCAUCGAUGAUCCGCAAAAGAUGUCCGCGAUGAUAAACGAAGCUGUUCGCGUUACCGGAACACGGGCGCUUAUCUCGAGGGGCUGGAGCAAGCUUGACGGUCCCGAGUCGGAGAACGUCAUGUACCUAGGCGACUGCCCCCAUGAGUGGCUAUUCCAGCAUGUGGCAGCCGUUGUCCAUCACGGCGGUGCAGGCACAACCGCGUGUGGGCUUCUGAACGGACGGCCGACCACUAUUGUCCCCUUCUUCGGAGAUCAGCCGUUCUGGGGCGACAUGGUCGCCGCCGCAGGGGCUGGUCCGAAGCCUAUCCCUCAAAAGUCUCUGACUGUUGAGACUCUUGCCGCAGCCAUUCGUUUCUGUCUGACGCCAGAGGCUGCUGAUGCGGCCCAGGAAAUCGCAGCGAAGAUGAAGACAGAGUCAGGAGUGAAAGCAGCCGUGUCGUCCUUCCACGCAAACCUUCCUACAAGGUACCUCGAAUGCGACAUUCUCAAGGGCUAUCCAGCCGCGUGGGCCUUCAAGAAAGGACGAACUCGGAUUACUCUAUCCAAAGUUGCGGCCGAGAUUCUCUCUACUCAUCUCAAGAUCGAGUUCAGUCGCAUCCAGCUCAAUGAAAGCCAUCGAACCAUCAUCGAGACUCGCCGGUGGGACCCCAUCACAGGUACCGUGUCCGCCGCAAUGGGUGUGAGUUCCAGCUUGAUAAAGGCUGCCACGGAUGUUGUCGCGAGACCAGUGCAGGCAUAUCAAGAUCAAAGAAAGAGCGGACCUGAGGAUUCGAAUAUUUUACAGCCUACCACACAUGUGAGUUUACCGCCUGCAUUACCCGGGGUCCAGAUGUCCGUAAUCCCGAGAACGAAGCAGAAUACAAGAGGAUGUGUUGACCCUACGGCUGUGAUGACGGCCGCUUCGUCUAGCAUGGGAACUUUCUUGAAGCACUAUGCUAGCGGUCUAAUCAUCAUACCCUUCGCCUUUACCGAGGGCUUUCGAAGCAUGCCGCUGCUGUACGGCGAAGAGGUCCGAGAUUACGGGGAGAUUCACGACUGGAGGUCUGGAGCUGUCGUUGGCGCCAAGUCUGUCUUCUACGGCGUUGUAGACGGAGUAGGGGGGCUUUUCAUCCUUCCAUAUCGAGGUGCCCAGAGACAAGGUCCACUUGGGGCCGUGAAAGGCGUCGGUAAGGGAUUUGCCGGUCUUUUUAGUAAGCUCUUUACUGCUACAAUGGGGAUGGCCGUGUAUCCGCUCCAGGGCAUUUACAAAAGCGUGUGGGCUACUGCCAAUUCCAGAACUCGUCGUUCGAUUCAGCUAGCAAAGCGUAUAGAGGGUCGAUACUUGACAGAUAAGGCCCGAAAGGAGGGUGUUGAGGAUAAAGUAGUGAUGGAUAUAUUUGACGCAAUGAGAAAGGGAGAGUUGCCUGCUUGA